CCAUCCCCAUCCCAUCCGCCGCCACCACCGUUACCCAAGGGCCCGGAUCCUCCUGAACCCCGAGACCCCCUCCCCAUCCCGUCCGCUCCCGUCCCCCUUCCUCCCUGGACAGCGGAGAAGGAGGGUCCACCAGGCAGGGGGAGGGGGCGAGGGCAGGGGGACCAGGCCGCGGCCCCCUGCUCUCCCCCCCCUCCCCCGGGCGGGCCGGGGUCCCCGCCAUGGAUCUGCUGCCCCCCAAGCCCCGGUACAGCCCCCUGAGGAACGAGUCGCUGUCCUCGCUGGACGAGGGGUCCUCGCCGGGGGACCCCAGCCCCAGCCCCACCACGCUCUGCUCCUUCUUCUCCCUCGGGGGCGGCCCGCGGCCGGGGGGGGCCAGGGCCGAGGACUCAGGCCGGACCCCCCGCCCGCCCGCCGGACAUCUCCCCCAGGAAAUGAGUCGCCUGGGCAGCGGAGGAGGAGGAGGAGGAGGAGGAGGAGGAGGAGGAGGAGGAGGAGGAGGAGGAGGAGGGGGCCGCCGGAACCGGGUGGAAGGAGGCCAGCUCGGCGGCGACGAGUGGACGCGGCACGGCAGCUUCGUCAACAAGCCCAGCCGGGGCUGGCUGCAUCCCGACAGCAAAGUCCUGGGGCCCGGGGUCACCUACGUGGUGAGGUACAUGGGCUGCGUGGAAGUGCUACAGUCCAUGAGGGCCCUGGACUUCAACACUCGGACCCAGGUUACCAGAGAGGCCAUAGCCCUGGUGUGCGAGGCCGUACCCGGUGCCAAGGCGGCGGUUCGCAGGAGAAAGCCCUGCGGCCGCCCGCUGACCACCAUCCUGGGGAGGAACAACCUCCGAUUCGCGGGGAUGCUCGUCACCCUGACCGUGUCCACCAACAGCCUCAACCUCAUGGCCUCCGACUGCAAGCAGAUCAUCGCCAACCACCACAUGCAGUCCAUCUCCUUUGCCUCCGGUGGGGACCCGGACACGGCCGAGUACGUGGCUUACGUUGCCAAAGAUCCCGUCAAUCAGAGAGCCUGCCACAUCCUGGAGUGCCCGGAGGGCCUGGCGCAGGAUGUCAUCAGCUCCAUCGGCCAGGCCUUCGAGCUGCGCUUCAAGCAGUACCUGAGGCACCCGCCCACCCUCGUCACCCCCCACGACAGGAUGGCCGGGUUCGAGGGCUCCGCCUGGGAUGAGGAAGAGGAGGAGGAGGAGGAAGAGGAGGAAGAAGACGAGGAGGAACCCCAGGGCCACCAGUAUUACAACGACUUCCCCGGGAAGGAGCCCCCCUUGGGCGGCGUCGUGGACAUGAGGCUGCGGGACGGGGCCGCGGGACCCCCGCGCCAACCCCCCCCCGGCGGCCCCAACCUCCCGGGGGCCACCCUGCCCGUCGGACAGCCGAGCGGGGCGGACGGCGACCCGAGGAGACAGCCGGCCCCCGGCCAAGGCCGGGACGUGUUCGACGACCCGUCUUACGUCAACGUCCAGCACCUGGACAAAGCGCGGCCGGGGGGCGGCCCUCCCACCCCCACCGACGGCGGUGCCACGCGGGACCUCUUCGACAUGAAGCCCUUCGAGGACGCCCUGCGGACCCCGGCGCCCGGGCCGGGGGCGUCCAUGGAGGAGCAGCUGCGCCAGGAGGCCUGGUUCCACGGCAAGAUGAGCCGCCGCGACGCCGAGCAGCAGCUGCGCCUCAACGGGGACUUCCUGGUGCGCGAGAGCAUCACCACCGCCGGCCAGUACGUGCUCACCGGCCUGCAGGGUGGACAGCCCCGACACCUGCUCCUCAUCGACCCCGAGGGGGUGGUGCGGACGAAGGACCACCGCUUCGAGAGCGUGGGCCACCUCAUCAGCUACCACAUGGACAAUCGGCUGCCCAUCAUCUCGGCCGGCAGCGAGCUGUGCCUGCAGCAGGCCGUGGAGCGGAGGCACUGACCCGCCGAGCCCCCCGGGCCGGGGGAGCGGGAGAAGGUCGGGGGUCCCGGGGACUGUUGUUGGCAUCAGUGUACAGACAUCUCCCCUCGCCCCCCGCCGCCGCCCCUCCUUCGCUGUUGCAACCUCGUGCCUUCAACCGGAUUUGAUGCAAAGAGUUUCCCCUCCACACGCGGGUCCCCCCCAUCCUCCCCUCCGGCCCGUUGGCCCGUUGCAUGCGCGUUAUAACCGAAACCAAAGUGUUUCCCUCCGUCUCCGUCGUCUCCCCCAGCCCCGUGGGCUUCGGGGAUCCCCCCCUGCCCUCGCGUCCCCCCCGAAAAACCCCGCCACCGAGUCACGGGUCUCACUUAUACCAAAGGGAAUGGAACUCAUUAAAUGUAUUUCUUCUACGAA
Tachyglossus aculeatus (Australian echidna) is the source of this 2300-nucleotide messenger RNA. RefSeq names its product SHC adaptor protein 1 (gene SHC1). Gene Ontology annotation, molecular function: receptor tyrosine kinase binding. The transcript is spliced from 12 exons. Gene Ontology annotation, cellular component: plasma membrane. The record is from RefSeq and is a predicted model, not a curated record. NCBI's taxonomy places the organism in Eukaryota, Metazoa, Chordata, Mammalia, Monotremata, Tachyglossidae. Gene Ontology annotation, biological process: intracellular signal transduction; cell surface receptor protein tyrosine kinase signaling pathway. Bases 219 to 1910 code for a protein of 563 amino acids.